This is a messenger RNA of Chrysemys picta bellii (western painted turtle), 604 nucleotides long. Lineage: Eukaryota; Metazoa; Chordata; Testudines; Emydidae. The record is from RefSeq and is a predicted model, not a curated record.
AUGGCGCUUUGGUGGCAAAGAGUUAAUGAUACGAUAGCAGUGGUCUGGGGGAGUCCCAAGGACCUAAAGGGCCACACGCUGAUUGGCGACCGCCUGCUGGCUGGCUCUGAUCGGACCAGCCCAGUGCGGUGCCCUCCCACCCUCUGUCGUGUUGACGCACCCUUGUUGGCUGUUCCUUGUGCAGAGAACGGCUACGCCAGCACGGAUGAGGAGAUCUCGGAGUUCAGCCUGGCCUCGGAGGGGAGCUUCUCCCAGUCUUUCACCAUGAAGGGCUCGGCCAGCCAGGACGACUUCAAGUUCAAGGGGGAACCUAAGCUGUCAGGCCAGAUGAAGGCUGUGUCGGCCGAGUACCUGGGACCCACGCUGGACAUCUCCACCAAGAACAUCACCAAGUCCUUGGUGUCCCUCAUGGAGAUCAAGGAAGACGGGAUCGGCUUUUCCAUCCGGGAUUCCUACUACAAGGAUAAGGUCUCCCGCACCAUCAGCCUGCCCACCCGCGGCAGCACCUUCCCUAGGCAGUCCCGUGGCUCGGACACCUCGCCUCUGACCCGGAGGAAAUCCUAUGACCGGGGGCAGCCUGCCAGGUGAGUGGGGAGAGGCUGGA